AUGACAAUUCCAAGCAGGAACAUCCAAGACCAGAGUCAUAGACGAUGUGGUUGGCGUCCAAGAGUUUUGUUGUGGCUGAUACUCUUACAAGAAGGGGCGUUCAAGGCAGCCUCCAGUCAAACAGCAGAUAGAUCUACUCAAAACAACUUGGUUCAGUCGGCUUCAUUCCAUCCAGAGAAACCUGGUCUCCAAGAAAAUGAAAAGGAAAAAGAAAAGCAGCAUCAGCCACCAAAGAUUCUGUCGUUUGAUCUUCGCCCCACUUCCGUAUUAGGCCACCAAAGAAGGCGGAGACAGAGAAAAAGACGGCUGCAGCAGUGCAAUAAUAAUAUCAUUAAUAAUACCAACACUUCAGGAUCCAACUGCUCCUUCACUACUCAAGAUUCUAUCAACAACCAACAUGAUAAUGACCAUGAAGAUUGGUGGUUCCAUCCAAAUUCCAAUGCUGUCUAUGCCACUAUACCCAAGCAGGAUGACCCGUCUUUGGACGAGGAAAACGAUCCAUCACUGCAGGAUUUUCAUAGAUAUCGACAUUUGAGUCGCCAUGAACGACAAUUCCGAAUCGAAAAUGGCUUCGAUUUGCAGCCAGAUUGGGAUGGAAUCUAUCAUUUUGCUAAUCACACAGAACAUGAUGAUGAGCAUCAAGCAUCAGAGGGAAAAGAUUGGGAUAACCUGAAUGAUACAUCUACAACUACAACCAAUUUAUCAUCUAUACCGGUACAGGACAACAACAAGCCCACCAGCAACGUGAGCAUCAAAGCAGAAACAACCAGAAUCGACAAUGACAACACGACUAUAGAUGAUAUUGACAGUACUGCAAGAAGACGAAACCUCCGAUCCUCGUCUUCCUCCACAACCCAUUCGGGAGGAACAUUCAACAAUUAUCAGGGAGUUGCGCUCAGUCAGGGCUAUGGUACACACUAUGCCAAUGCAUGGGUUGGAUCUCCCACGCCACAACGAAAAACACUCAUUGUCGACACGGGCAGUCACUACACGGCAUUUCCCUGCACGGGAUGCAGAAAUUGUGGACUCCAGCAUCAUACCGAUCCAUACUACAAUCCAUUGAAGAGCAACACAUUUCAUGUACUCAAAUGUAAUGAAUGUAGGGAAGGAGUCACCUGCCAAGAUGAUCGAUGUGUUUUCAGUCAGAGCUACACCGAAGGUAGUAGUUGGGAAGCAUAUCAAGUACGGGACAAAUUCUAUUGUGGUGGAAAUGAUUUCCUGGGCGCGGUGGAUCCCAAUCAUCAGAAAUAUGCCAUUGACUUUAUGUUUGGUUGUCAGUUGUCGCUGAAUGGCCUCUUCAUUUCACAACUGGCAGAUGGAAUCAUUGGCAUGUCCAUGUAUGACACUACACUCACAAAACAAAUGUACAACAAGGGCAGGCUAGAACACAACAUUUUUGCAUUGUGCUAUAGACGAGAGCUGGGGUCUAGUAAACGAGGUGUCUCGGCGGGAAGCAUGACGUUGGGAGGAGUCUCCAACAGUCUCGAUACGUCUCCUAUGAUCUAUGCCAAAAACAUGGCAACAAUCGGCUUUUACACGGUAUACGUAAAAGGAAUCUACAUUCGAUCUGGUGGAGGGCAAAGUGCUCGUACUCCCUCCCACGGAGACUAUCGCAUUCACAAAGUACCGCUCAAUGUUCACAAGGUCAAUAGUGGCAAAGGUGUCAUUGUGGACUCGGGCACCACUGAUACAUACCUGAACAAAAACAUGGCCAGAAGCUUCAACAAAAUGUGGAAAAAGGUCACUGGAAGAGACUAUGCGCAUUCACCAAUCACCUUGAAUGACGAACAACUACGUAGUCUGCCAACUAUUCUCGUUCAGUGCCAGGCGUACGAUAUGCGAAUGGACCCGUCCUUGAAAGAUCCAGACAGUGUCGUGGGAUACGUUGGAAAGCUGGAUCCGUCCUCUCCCACUGAUCUACUCAUUGCAAUUCCGGCGACAAACUACAUGGAAUUUUCACCCCGAACAAAGCAGUAUGCAAGUCGAGUAUACUUCACAGAGACCAGUGGAGGAGUAUUGGGAUCGAAUACAAUGCAAGGGCACAACGUUGUCUUUGACUGGGAGAACGGCAGAAUCGGAUUUGCAGAGAGCUCAUGUACAUAUGACAGAUCAGAUGCUCCAAAGCAAUCAGAAGAGGGGAGGUACUCAAAUGACUGCUCCUUGGGGACACCCGUGCUGAGUCAAAGAUGUAUCGAGACUGUUGAUGAGCAACUCUGCGACAAUAAUCCCUCGAAUGUCGCUUUGCUUGGAACCGAGACCUGGACGUUGCCUGUAGAACACCCAGGCAUUGAAAGUGGAUUGUCCUGCCUGGAAGCUGUAAGAAAGCAAUCCCCAACAUCUGAACUAGGCCCUUCGUCGAUAUCCUGCAACGGUGAUGGUGUAUGUACCGAACUAAGACCUUGCCAACUAAAAUGCAAUGAGCUCCGUGGUGCCAAGGAUGUAGCUCCCGCCAAGACGACUGGUUCAACUGGCGACGAGGAAGAUAAAUGCAAAGACGCAUUUUGGAGUGCCUGUGACUAUCGCUGUAACCAGACUAAGGUACAGUCCUUGCUCCACACUGACGAACAAUGCCACGAGGUUGCUCGCACCAGCCGCCCAUGUCACAAAGAUGCAUGUGGUAGAUCUGACCCGUGUCGAGUCCCGUUUAUUGUGCACGCAAUCUACGUUUUUCGUGGCGUGACUCCAUCACAAUGGUCGCCAUGGGAAGAGGACAUCUUCGCAGAGGCAUUGACGCGUUCAUUCAACAGCCUUUCCCGUUCGGAUCUGUUCAGGGCCGGCGAUGUGAAGGUGAUGCUUGCCAGGCCGUGGCUCGCAAGUGACGAUAUUGAAUCUGUUUCCAGCAUGGAUGCCGAUGGAUCUGAAGACGACGCCCUGGGGAUCAAAGUCGUGGUUCAGAUUUCAGUUUUCAAUCGCAACGUCAAAAUUCAAUCCAUGGAUAGCUCCAACCAGGCCCCGGCUGAAAAAAGUGCAACCAACCACAUUGGCGAGAUGGUGAAGAAUCUCACGGAUGCACUUCGAAGCAGUCAAGCCUCAGCUUCCACGUGCAAAGACUCGGACCUGUUCGAGCUCGCCAAGAACGCGCGUCUGAUUGCCUAUGGUAUCCCCGAACUACCCAACUUUAUGCAGCAAUUGGUCGGCGACGUCCGGACAGUAGAGACGGAACGAAGUCUUGAUAAUCAAGAGCACGAGUCUGCAUUUACCCCACUUUUGAACGACCAAGACAGUGUCGAUCAGAGCCGGCUGGUCUCGUCGUGGACGAUUCGUACAGAUGUGGACGACGAGAUCAACUACUAUGGUCCACCCGAGCCUCUCUUCUUUACGAUUCUCCGCUACGUCCAUCGAAUCGCGUUGGUCACGUUUUGCUUCUCGCUCUUUGUCUUUAUGUGGGGCGUGUCGGUGCAAUCGAUGGACAUUAUGGUGGUUGCCUACAACAGUGGAAGAUUGUGGCUCCCAGGAGGGAGAAACGGGGAUUCUGAGAUGGAUCAUUUGACCGAUAUUGACGACCAGGUUGAGCACGUGAAGAAUAUCGAUACGAGGAAUGGCUCCUCGAUGCGUCGAAGGUUCAGUAUUGGCCGUCACAAAUCUGAAAGUUUCUUGGGUGACAGUCGACCCGGCGGAUCAUCAACAACGCCAAAGGCUGUCGAAAUGACCAGCCUGAAAGGUUCUGAAACUCGCAACGGUUCCCACAAGAAGCGUCGCAGCAGCGGCACCGACAGCGACCGAAAGCUGAAUCAUCAGCAGUCAACAUAA
This is a messenger RNA of Seminavis robusta, 3750 nucleotides long. Lineage: Eukaryota; Bacillariophyta; Bacillariophyceae; Naviculales; Naviculaceae. The record is from the annotation of a GenBank genome assembly.